GAUGAUGGUGAACAUUCAUCGGAUGGGAUGCUUGAUUUCAGCCUGGAGUUACUUCUGAACAAAUUAGAAGCCAUGGAACACAAAUUACAGAAAAUCGAGAACGAGAUGCUCGAAAAUCGAUCGAAGCAAGAGCAAAGUCAAAAAGAAAUGUUUACCGCGCUUAAGAAGUUCGAACAUCAAAUCGCGCUUAAUUUUAGUGAGCUGCAACAGCGAAUCGAAAAGAAGAUCAUUAACAACCAAUACAAACAACCUUCCGCUAGCUCGUGCAAGGAUAUACCAACGGACGUGUCGGGUGCAUAUAUGAUCGACUUAAAAAAUGUCGGUUUUAGUGUUCCAUUCAGAGUGUAUUGUGAACAGCAAGCGUUUGAUGGUGGAUGGAUCGUGAUCCAGUAUCGAUACGAUGGAUCACUGGAUUUUUACCGAGACUGGAAUGAGUUCCGCGAUGGUUUUGGUGAUUUGCAAAAGGAGUUUUGGCUGGGCCUUGAAAAAGUGCAUCAGAUAACGAAGGGUCGCAGGCAUGAAUUGAUGAUCGAAUUGAAAGACUUUGCCGGAACUUACAAGUACGCGCACUACCUUACGUUCGAAAUUGGUAGUGAGAGUGAAGAGUACAACCUUAAGAGGCUGGGAACGUAUAACGGAACUGCAGGAAAUGAAAUGGUGAUGAAUGAUGGUAGAAAGUUCACGACGAAAGAUAGGGAUAAUGAUGUGUACGAUGAAAACUGUGCACAGAUGUACCAAGGUGCCUGGUGGCAUAAGCAGUGUACCGCAGCGAAUUUGAAUGGUCUGUACAUUAAUACCAUCAAUAAAACAUCAAUGCAUUGGUAUGAUUUCAAAAAAGGCCGCCAUGGAUUGAGCUAUUCCGGAAUGAUGAUCAGGGAGCUGGAUUAA
Messenger RNA from Anopheles aquasalis, 888 nucleotides. RefSeq names its product angiopoietin-related protein 1-like. The record is from RefSeq and is a predicted model, not a curated record. Lineage: Eukaryota; Metazoa; Arthropoda; Insecta; Diptera; Culicidae.